Molecule: messenger RNA, 1432 nt
Organism: Rhagoletis zephyria (snowberry fruit fly)
Lineage: Eukaryota; Metazoa; Arthropoda; Insecta; Diptera; Tephritidae
Product: 2-aminoadipate transaminase
Biological process (GO): biosynthetic process
Molecular function (GO): pyridoxal phosphate binding; L-2-aminoadipate:2-oxoglutarate transaminase activity
Source: RefSeq, a predicted model, not a curated record
GGGCAGAUUAGAGCAUUUAGAAUAUAUUAACUUUUGACAGCUCUUGCUAUAUACCACAGCCCAAGGCGAAUCUCCACAGCCUCACCAUUCUGGUUAGCCAGUAAAAUGUCACAAACCAAUCUAGAUCGCAAACUCAAACAUUUAUUUGAUGGAACUGAUUGGAAUGUUUACGACGACCUCAUCCUAAAUUUAGGUGUAGGAGCUCCAGGUCCAGAUUUGUUAGAAAAUUGCUGUGAUAUAUUUCAAGAAGCCACGAAGCAUCGUUUGAAUUAUGAAAAGGAAAAUUUAUCUUAUCUCUUCCAAUACGGACCAACUAGUGGGCCAGUCGAAGUGCGAAAUGCUAUCUCUGAGUACUUCAGCACUCAAUACAUUGAUAAUCCCGUGAAAAGCGAGGAUCUCAUAAUUACAACCGGUGCAUCACAGGGACUGCAUUUUGUCUUAUCUACUCUGGUCGAUUUAAAUGGUAUAGUUUUCGUUGAUGAAGUAACUUAUAUGAUUGCACUUGACGCUAUUAAACAAUUUACAACGAUCACUAUAAUACCAUUACGACUUAACAACGAUGGUGUAAGCGUGAAGGAAUUUGAGCAAAUUUUACAGAAAAAACGUUUUCAAUCGAAUUCCAAAACCUUUUGGGCAAUGUACUAUACAAUUCCCGCCUAUCAUAAUCCGACAGGGAUUUUGUUUUCGGAAGCUAUUUGCCAAAAUCUUGCUGAACUGGCCCAAAAAUAUGACUUCUUAAUACUUUGUGAUGACGUUUACAAUAUCCUAAAUUACACAAUAGCACGACCACCCAAACGAUUGUUUGCCUACGAUAAAGGAUCUGGAAAUAUAAUUUCGAAUGGAAGUUUCUCAAAAAUAAUUGGACCAGGCCUACGUAUGGGUUGGUUGGAGGUACCUGCACGUUUGAAACCUAUUUUGGAAAUGUCUGGUAUCUUGAAUAGUGGCGGUUGUUUUAACAAUUAUACUUCUGGUAUAUUGGCCAGCCUCUUCGAACUGAAAUUGGCUCAAGUACACAUUGAUAAAGUAUCACAUGCGUACAAAGAGCGUAUGUUAGCUACUUGCGAGGUUCUUGAACGCCAUUUACCCCCAAGUUGUAAUUGGACAAGACCAUCAGGUGGAUAUUUUAUUUGGAUUUCAUUACCCCCAUUGGCGGACGCCGCCAAAUUUUUACAAUACUGUGUGAAAGAUGAGAAAGUAUUCUUUAUACCAGGAUCGCGUUUUGCGUAUGAACCGACAGUAGCGAAAAAUUGCCUACGUUUAAGUAUCGCUUUUCACAGCAAGGAAAAAUUGGCUGACGGGGCGUUGCGUUUCUGUGCAUCAUUAAAACGUUUUCUAGAAGAAGAGCUAAAAUAAAAAGAAACUUAUAUGUUUUUUAAUAUGACAGUGCGUAAAUAUAUUUUAUAAAGUGUCCAAUAUUGACAAUGUCAUGAUG